This is a messenger RNA of Epithele typhae, 963 nucleotides long. RefSeq names its product mRNA triphosphatase CET1. Gene Ontology annotation, molecular function: polynucleotide 5'-phosphatase activity. NCBI's taxonomy places the organism in Eukaryota, Fungi, Basidiomycota, Agaricomycetes, Polyporales, Epitheliaceae. Bases 1 to 963 code for a protein of 320 amino acids. The transcript has 5 exons. The record is from RefSeq and is a predicted model, not a curated record.
AUGGACGACCAAGACCUCUUCGACUCAGACCCCGACCGUGACGCUCACACCGUCGACCGACCGGCUAAGCGCGCCCGCUAUUCCUCGCCCUCUUCGUCCGCAAUGCACAACGGAAACCGGUCCUCACGUUCUCCUGGCGGCCCCCUGCCCCUUCUGUCGCCCUCGAUCAUUGGUGUCGAGCCACUCGACGAGUUCAUUCGCGAAAUCGCCGACUUCAUUCACUACACCAUCAGCACUCGCCCUCCAGACGCGGGCGGGGCGGUCGAGGUCGAGGCCAAGAUUGGAGUUUUGAAGGACCGGAGCUCGGGUCAGAGGAUACAGCUCCCUGUGCUUGUAGAAACAAUCCUCCAGCCGAAUGGUCUGGACAUGCGCUUCGAGUCCAACAUGACAGGUCGCCAACACCAACACUUCAACAAGCUCCUCAACCAGCUCAAGCUCGACCAGCCCGCGCUCGAGAUCUCGUACGAGCACCUCCACCUCCUCGACAACUUCUUCGCCCCUGAGGGCGGCGGUCGCGGCGAAAAAAUCCGCGUCACGCGCGACGAAAAGACGGGCCAGGUUCGCGCCUGCGUCCGCAAAGUCCGUCUCGCCGACCUGAACAUCUUCUGCCCCAAGCGCGCCGUCGACUGGCGCGUCAGUGUCAACCUCGAAAUCCCCGUGCCGCCGCCAAUAGGGACGCCGAGCCAUUCCCGGCGGAAGGACCGGAUGAGCUACACGCACCAAGAGUUCGUCGUCGACCUCACCCAGGUCACCGCAACCGCCGGGCCUGGCUCCAAGGUGCGCCGCGUUCCGCCCCCUCGACUCCGGGACUCGGACUACCUGCUCUCCUCCGCGGCGAAGCGCGGCGACCCCGCGCUCUCCAAGGAGGAACAGGGCGCGUUCGACGACCUGAUCCACGCGUUCGUCAACAACGCCCGCAUCCUCUGUCGGAACGCGCCGAACGACGGGCCCGCGCCACGGUAG